Messenger RNA from Penaeus vannamei (Pacific white shrimp), 537 nucleotides. The record is from RefSeq and is a predicted model, not a curated record. NCBI's taxonomy places the organism in Eukaryota, Metazoa, Arthropoda, Malacostraca, Decapoda, Penaeidae.
UUCCAGAUUACGGUUGAGAUGGGAGGGAAAAAAACAGCAGGGUUUGUCUGUGGACUGCUGAGUCUCGUAAGAAAGCAGAAAGCUUCCUUGGAGGGAUCAACAUUGUUAGAAAAGAGUCUGACCCACAAUUGGCUGACAUACUGUGCCACUGACCUCUUCCACUGCCCAACUUAUGAGGCCUUUUAUUCAUGUUUGAGGCACAUUGAUAGACAGCUGGCCAACCGAGCAUUCCUCUCCGGCAGUUUACUAACCAUUGCUGACGUUGCAGUUUUUGUUGCCUUACAUCCAUUUAUUAUUAAUUGGUCUUUCCAGCAGAAGGAACAGUAUGUCAACAUAUCUCGAUGGUUUGACUCCAUGCAGAGCGACACGUACCUCAGUAAAACCUACUCAAAUGUCAAGUUUUCCCGCACACUGCUCUACGAUGGAACUGGUAGAGGGCACUGAUAAUACCCUUGCAUUAGCUAUAUUGAAAACUUAUUUCACAAAGAAAGCUAAUGAAUUGGUACACUGUUUCUUACUAAAUGAUACAUGAAUGAU